CUCUGCGCAGGCGCUGUGGGACCGCGGAGCUUUCUGGGUAAGCAUGGAUGCUCACGAUCUCUUUCGCCGGCUUGGCGCCGGGGCUAAAUUCGAUGUGAGACGCUUCUCGGCCGACGCAGCCCGAUUCCAGGUAGGAAAAAGGAAAUAUGACUUUGGUUCUUCGGAGGUCCUGCAGGGACUGGACUUUUUUGGAAAUAAGUCUGUCCCAGGUGAGUGUGGAGCGUCAAGAACUCAUCAGGAGCUCCAGGAUGAAGAGAAAAAAGAGAGCCUAAGUGAAGGGAAGAGGGAGCAAAACAAGAAAAAGAGGAAGAAGAUGACUUCAGAAAUUACAUCUCAAGAAGAAGGUUCUACUAUACAGUGGAUAUCAUCUGUGGAAGCAAAGAUUGAAGAUAAAAAACUUAAAAGAGAAAAUAAACUAACUUCAGGAAAGUUGGAGCAGCUCAGAAAAGAAAAGAUAAACUUCUUCCGGAAUAAACACAAAAUUCAUGUCCAAGGAACUGAUCUUCCUGACCCAAUUGCUACAUUUCAGCAACUUGAACAGGAAUAUAAAAUCAAUUCUCAACUGCUUCAGAACAUUCUAGAUGCAGGCUUCCAGAUGCCUACACCAAUCCAAAUGCAAGCCAUUCCAGUUAUGCUGCAUGGUCGAGAACUUCUAGCUUCUGCUCCUACUGGAUCUGGAAAGACUUUGGCUUUUAGCAUUCCCAUUUUAAUGCAGCUGAAACAACCCACAAAUAAAGGCUUCAGAGCCCUGAUUAUAUCACCAACACGAGAACUUGCCAGCCAGAUUCACCGAGAGUUAGUAAAAAUCUCUGAGGGAACAGGAUUCAGGAUACACAUGAUCCACAAAGCAGCAGUGGCAGCCAAAAAGUUUGGACCUAAAUCAUCUAAGAAGUUUGAUAUUCUUGUGACUACUCCAAAUCGACUAAUCUAUUUAUUAAAGCAAGAUCCUCCAGGAAUAGACUUAACAAGUGUUGAAUGGCUGAUAGUAGAUGAAUCAGACAAACUAUUUGAAGAUGGCAAAACUGGGUUCAGAGACCAGCUGGCUUCCAUUUUCCUGGCCUGCACAUCCCACAAGGUCAGAAGAGCGAUGUUCAGUGCAACUUUUGCUUAUGAUGUUGAGCAGUGGUGCAAACUCAACCUGGACAAUGUCAUUACUGUAUCCAUUGGAGCAAGGAAUUCUGCAGUAGAGACUGUAGAACAAGAGCUUCUCUUUGUUGGGUCUGAGACUGGAAAACUUCUGGCCAUGAGAGAACUUGUAAAAAAGGGUUUCAAUCCACCUGUUCUUGUUUUUGUUCAGUCCAUUGAAAGAGCUAAAGAACUUUUUCGUGAGCUUAUAUAUGAAGGUGUUAAUGUGGAUGUUAUUCAUGCAGACAGAACGCAGCAACAGAGAGAUAACACGGUCCACAGCUUCAGAGCGGGAAAAAUCUGGGUUCUUAUUUGCACAGCCUUGCUAGCCAGAGGGAUUGAUUUUAAAGGUGUGAACUUGGUGAUCAACUAUGACUUUCCAACCAGCUCAGUUGAAUAUAUCCACAGGAUAGGUCGAACUGGAAGAGCAGGACAUAAAGGAAAAGCUGUUACAUUUUUCACUGAAGAUGAUAAACCAUUAUUAAGAAGUGUUGCCAAUGUUAUACAGCAGGCCGGAUGUCCUGUGCCAGAAUACAUAAAAGGCUUCCAAAAACUACUAAGCAAACAAAAGAAAAAGAUGAUUAAGAAGCCAUUGGAAAGGGAAAGUAUUAGCACAACUCCAAAAUAUUUCUUAGAAAAAGCUAAGGAUAAACGGAAAAAGGUCACUGGUCAGAACAGCAAGAAGAAGGUAACUCUUGAAGACAAAAGUUAAAAACAGACUUUUUAAAAGACUACGCAGAAAUGUAACUUAAUGGUCCCAGCAUGAAGGUUGUUUUCAUGGAAUACUUCGAGUCUUAUAAUCAUGUGUGUACCAAACAUUUGAAACCCACUUCAGGAACAUGGGAGUGGGGAAAAAUGAUCCUAAACUAUCAGUGUGUCAUGUCAAAUUAUAAUUUGUAGGUGACUUUUAAAAGAUUAUACAAUGGAAAUAACAUUCAUUGACAUUUCUGUGGUUUGAAUCCAGAGAGAUACUUCUUAUAGAAGAACAAAAGCUUAUGCUAAAGAUAACACCCAAAUGUGGGGAACUCUUAAGGAUUUUUCCCUUCAAGUGUGAAGGAAUGUGUGUGUAUGCUGUGGAGAGGCAUCUGGAACCGAAUUUCAAAGCCUUGAGAUUGAAUUUCCCUUCCCACCCCACCCUCCUUUUAUGUUGGAUGGACAAGAAGCCACACAGGCUGUCUUCAAAGAAGAAAACUACUAUGCUCUUUAUUUUACUAUUUCUUAAUUUGCUGAUGGCCUUGUGUGGUAUGAGCCACAAUAAAGAGAUGCCUCUUCUGUGGCUGGUUAUUUCAGAUCCCUAGGCCUCAAGUUCUUUGGUCUGUUAAAUAUCCUUAUACCUCAUUGCUCAAAUAGUUCAUACCUUACCUGUCACAAUGUUGGAAGUACAAGAUUAUGGUGGUUCUCUCCCUUUCUUCAUUUUCCAUCAUUUAACCAUGCCCCUUCCUGUCUCUUUCCAUUCAAGAUGACUUUGCUUGAAAACUGAUAAACGUUUCAUCCUGAUAAGGAAGAAUGUUCCUAUUACUUGAUACCCCUCUAGCUCUAUUCUCUUAGAGCUUAUCUUUCCUGAGGCUUUGUGGCCCUUCAUCCAUUUAGUAAGUAGGUCUCUGCCACAGGUAAAGGAUUAUGAUUAUACACUGAUGGAGACUAUUCACUGUUAGCAGAUUUUUCUCAGUUGCUAGUUUUGUACAGUGAAAUAAAAAAUCGACUUCAUGCAUGUAAGGUACUUAGAGUGGCACCUGACAUGAAUGUUAGUUAUUAUCAGUAUUACAAUACUAUAAUAUAGAUAACCUCUUCUCAGCAGCAUUUGAAUUAAACUUAUUUAUUCUCUUUAUUCUCAACCUUUUAUUCUAGAGUCAGGACAAGUAGACUCCAACUUGAAUAUUUUACAUGGGACAAAAAUUGUUUAUCUUCAGAUUUUAUGUAAAUGGAGACCUAUUGCUACAAGGUGCAAAAAAUGCAAGCGUAUGAUUUUUUUGUUUGUUCUUGCAAACAGAUGCUUAAUUCAAUAUAUAUUCUGGAGGAAGGUGUACUGGUGUCACCCAUUUGCCAGCUGUAUGACUUUGAAUAAGUUCUUUAAUUUCUCAGAGCUUCAGUAUUUUCAUUUAUGAAAUUGGGGAUAAUACCAACCAUGUUUCAAGAUUAGAAGUACCUAACACUGUGCCUGACAUGUCAUAGAUUCACAACAAAUAUUCCUUAAACAAGCAUUGUAUAUUUGGUUAGGAAUACAAGGCUUGACUACACAGCCCUGCCUUUACAAUAAAGGACCAAAUAGUGUGGCAAAUGCUGUGUCAGACAUAAAGCCACAAUGCUGAAGCAUCAUAGGAGGGCAUCUAACCCAGACUGGAGAUGUCAUGGAAGGCUGACAUCCUGAGCUGAGUCUUGCUAGGAAUCAAUAGGCAAAAGAGAACAGAGUAUCCCAGGAAGAAACAGAAACUGUAUGUUCUAUGAUCCUUGAUAUCCUUCCUUCACUUGACUUUAUUUCCUCUUACUUCGUAUUUUCUCCUGUGUAACCACACAUCCUUAAAUAAAACUGGCUACAUAAACCUG
This is a messenger RNA of Equus caballus (horse), 3669 nucleotides long. It is a transcript of the gene DDX52, whose product is annotated as DExD-box helicase 52. Gene Ontology annotation, molecular function: ATP binding; RNA helicase activity; nucleic acid binding. NCBI's taxonomy places the organism in Eukaryota, Metazoa, Chordata, Mammalia, Perissodactyla, Equidae. The record is from RefSeq and is a predicted model, not a curated record. Gene Ontology annotation, biological process: maturation of SSU-rRNA.